Abrus precatorius (Indian licorice) is the source of this 1880-nucleotide messenger RNA. Its product is annotated as proline-rich extensin-like protein EPR1. The record is from RefSeq and is a predicted model, not a curated record. NCBI's taxonomy places the organism in Eukaryota, Viridiplantae, Streptophyta, Magnoliopsida, Fabales, Fabaceae. Bases 253 to 1758 code for a protein of 501 amino acids. The transcript has a single exon.
UGCCAUACCUUGGUGAUUGGUGUGGCAAGGUGUUUUCACCAUGAGGAAGAGUUCUACUUUUCAAAAGGGUCUUGUGUUGAGCUACAAGGUGCCCUUGUUGCUUCUUCUAUGCUUUUGUUUUGCCAAUUCUGCUGCUGUAACUGCUAAUGAAGACUCUACAGGUUGGUGGUCUCAUCCUUCAUGCACGUGGAAAGUUUUCUUUUUUCGUUAUGCAAAAUAAGUACCCCAGCUAGGUAGUAAUAGCAACAUUACAUGAUUUACAUCAGCCUGAGCCACAACACUACAUUGAGACCCUGCAACUUAAUACAAUUGUUACAUACAUGUAUAAAUUAUAAUCUAUAUUUUUAUUUUGCAGGAAUAGGGAUGAACACUGAAGGCAAUCCAUUGGAUAGAAAGUUAACAAGGGUAGAAGAUCACAGUGGUGAAGCAAAAUUUAAAGCAUUUUUUCCACCAAAAUUUCCAGUUGAUAAGAGUCCUAUACCAAAUUCAUUUCCAAUAGAGAAUAAGCCCUUGCCAGUUCCAGUGCUUAACCCUGUCCCAAAGGUGGUUCCAAUUUUCAAACCAAUACCUAAGCCGUUUCCUGUGCCUUUACCUAUUCCAGUUUUCAAGAAACCUAUUCCAAAUUGGAUUCCAAUUGUUAAGCCUAUACCAAAGCCAAUUCCUAUCCCAGUGUUUAAGAAGCCAGUUCCAAUUGUUAAGCCAAUGCCAAAGCCAGUUCCAAUUGUUAAACCAAUGCCAAAGCCAGCUCCAAUAGUGGAAAAGCCAAAGCCAACUCCAGUUGUUAAGCCGAUUCCAAAGCCAUCUCCAAUAAUGAAAAAGCCAAUACCUGUUCCAGUGUUCAAGACUAUCCCAAAGCCAUCUCCAAUAGUGAAAAAGCCUCUACCUAUUCCAGUAAUUAAGCCUGUACCAAAGCCAGUUCCAAUUAUUAAGCCAAUUCCUAUCCCAGUGUUCAAACCUGUCCCAAAGCUAGUUCCAAUUAUUAAGCCAAUUCCCACCCCAGUCUUCAAACCUUUCCCAAUGCCAUUUCCAAUAGUGAAAAAGCCUCUACCUAUUCCAGUAAUUAACCCUUUACCAAAGCCAGUUCCUAUCCCAGUGUUUAAGCCUAUCCCAGAACCAUUUCCAAUAGUGACAAAGCCUCUACCCAUUCCAGUAAUUAAACCUAUACCUCAGCCUUUUCCAAUUAUUAAGCCAACUCCUAUUCCGGUAUUCAAACCUAUCCCAAAGCAAGUUCCAAUAGUGAAAAAGCCUCUACCUAUUCCAGUAAUUAAACCUGUGCCCAAGCCUGUUCCAACUGUUAAGCCAAUUCCUACUCCAGUGUCCAAGCCUGUUCCAAAACCAUUUCCAAUAGUUAAAAAGCCUUUACCUACUCCAGUAAUUAAACCAAUGCCUAAGCCUGUUCCAAUUGUCAAGCCAGUUCCUAUCCCAGUGUUCAAGCCUAUCCCAAAACCAUUUCCAAUAGUGAAAAAGCCUUCACCUAUACCAAUAAUUAAACCGGUACCUAAACCUGUUCCAAUUGUGAAGCCAAUUCCUAUCCCAGUGUUCAAGCCUGUUCCAGAACCAUUUCCAAUAGUGAAAAAGCCGGUACCUAUUCCUGUAGUUCAACCAGUACCUAAGCCUGUUCCAAUUGUUAAACCAGUUCCUAUCCCUGUAUUCAAGCCUAUUCCAAAGCCAUUCCCCGUGGUGAAAAAUCCUCUACCUAUUCCAGCAACUAAGCCUAUACCACCUUCGCCAAUUCACAAGCCAAUUCCAGCUCCAUGAGAAUUUUCACUCCCUACACUUCCUCAUGCUUUUGAAGUUAUAUAGUCCAAUUUGAAAGCCCUUUACAUGGCAACACUUGUAUCUCAAGAUUAGAGGUAUUCAAGUUUGCAUAUAUUAUUGUA